AUGGCGUCUGUUGGUCCGAGCCCAACAACUAGCUCUUCUUCUAUCUCCGAAGAUUCUCAUGAUUUGAGUCUUGAGCUUCAACCAGCGCCACUACGUCUCCCGCGACGCAGAACAGAUGCAAAUUUUGAUGGAUCCAAUUCUGUUGAUCACGAACAUACGUCGACAACGGAGGACGAUUUGACUGACACUGUUAUCCACAAAGAUAUCAUCCCACAUCCACCUCAGGCGGCCAUCACUAAGGCACCGUCGCAGUGCCGCCCUCCUGCCCCGAAACUGGGGUCGCUUGUGUCGAAGUUCGAGAUCUUGGAUGCGGUGAAUAGCACUGAGAGUAUUUCUGCAUUUAAAAUCAAGCCUAAUGGGAUACCCCGAGGCCAGGCAACGCUAGUUAAAACCGGGAGCUCGUCCAAGGAAUCGAAAAAUACCACUUUCAUACAAAAUCACAACCUUGCUAAAAAUCCCGCUGAUUUAUCCCCAAGACAGAUCGUGUCACCGCCUCCCAUAGGAAACAGGUCGAAACUUCCGGUGAGCACUCUGUUCAAGUCAAUGAUAGGGGACCAUAGCCCUGAGGCGGUUUCUCGAUCCCAGAAGAAAGACAAGGAAAUAGCAUCGGCCGAGGGAGAAAAGAGACCACCGAAAAAACAAGAUUCGCCAACUCGGGACUCCCAAGAUGAUUAUAGCAAUGAUCUAUCUCAUGAUACCAAUUCUCAGGCAGGCAGACGUCCUGGAUAGGAUCCCAGGCUCAUCUCAGACCGUAGAAGGUUAUUUGAACACAAAAGCAGUAAGUACAUCCAUAGAAUAUCCAUUAUAAGAGU
This is a messenger RNA of Annulohypoxylon maeteangense, 812 nucleotides long. RefSeq lists its product as uncharacterized. The record is from RefSeq and is a predicted model, not a curated record. The transcript has a single exon. Bases 1 to 729 code for a protein of 242 amino acids. Lineage: Eukaryota; Fungi; Ascomycota; Sordariomycetes; Xylariales; Hypoxylaceae.